CAGUCAUUCGUAAUUAAUGUUCUUAAUUCCUUGAUGCUGCUGCAAAUAGUAUUAUUAUUCUUAUAUUCCAAACAAUUUUUAUUUACAUUCAAUUAAUGUUUGAUAAAUUUGCAUUUAUUCUGUGAUUUCUUUGUUGUUUCGUAUCAGAAUGAGUUUCGUUUGGAAACGCCUUCAACGUGUUAAUAAACGUGCUGUUAAAUAUCGUAUUUUAUUCGAACUUCAUGAAUUAAUCAUUGAAGGAUGUUCAAAAUGGCAACCAAACAAAUUGAUUGUCGUGUUUACACGUCGAAGUCGACGCCGAUGUAGUCAACCAAUGAUAUGGGAACCAUCUAUACGUAAUCCAUAUUUAGGAUCGGUAAAAUGGACAUUGCCGGAAAUUAUCGAUAUCGAAGUUACAUUGUUCAAAGAUUCACAUGGUCGUUUUGAAUCAAAAGAUUGGAUGAUUUCGAUUGAGGAUAUUUCACCAAUGGGAAAACAACGACGUAUAGCAUCGUCUGCAAUAAAUAUUAGUGAAUUUAUUGAUGAAGAUCAAUUUUCUGUGCCUUUUCGUCAAGAAUUUACUAAAAAGAAGCUACAAAUUACAUCGAAAAAAGUUCGACGAUCAUACAUUUCAUUCAUAAUGGCCACACAAUUUUUAAAAGAAGGCAAAGCAACAGAUGAUGAUAUGCAAAGUUUAGCCAGUUUAAUUAGCAUGAAUGGUCCUGAUCCAACACCUGACCUGGAUGAUGAUGAUCAAAAUUCUCAACCAUUUAAAUAUUCCGAUCAAACGCAGAAUGAAAUAUCCGAAAUGAUUGAACAAUUUAAUAAUCAAUUUCUGAAUAAUGAUAACGAUUCAGUUGGUAAUAAUGUUGGUGAUCAACUCGAACAACAUCAAUCAAACUCCAGUGCGGACAAGCACGAAAUUAUGCAAAACGGCAAUCUAGAGGUUUGCAAUAAUAGUUCAAUCAAAAUGAAUCCCCAAAUACAGGAAUCCGAAUCAAAAUCGAAACAAAACGAAGAAAACUGUAAUGUCGAUAAUUUUACGAUUGAAACUUUACCGCAUGAGCAAAAGCUUCAUACACCAUCUCCUCCUAUUCGUCGUCAUAAUCAUCAAACAGAUUCAAAAACAAAUUCCGAUUCAAGCGUAGCUAAUUCUUUCGUGACUCAUUCUCAUUUAAAGCAUGAAACUUGUGAUAAGCCUGAUUCUAUCCAAAAAUCGUCGAUUGAAUGCGAUCAAGAGUGUAGCUCAUCAGAUAUAAAGGCAUUGCCAUCUUUUAAUCUAAAUAAUGAUGAUUCAAACGAAGAUCACGACAAACAAUUUGAUGAAGUAGACAGUCAUUCAUCGGUUGCAUAUGAACAAUAUUCUGACUCUGAUUUGUUGGCCAACAUCAGUAACGAUGAUGAACACCAUUCAUAUCAAAAGUUGAAUCAGAAUUCAUUUGAACGAUCUAUUGAAGAAAAAUUCGACGAUUCAGCACAAUCGAUCAACGAUCAAGAAUCGUCAUUCAGCCAUUCAAUGAUGCAACGGCUGCAACAACAGCAAAAAAAAGAUAAAUUCGUUUUGCAACAACAAAAACAGCAACAACAGUCAAGCUAUUCAACGGCCGAAGAUUUAUUGAGCUGGUGUCAGACAAUAACGAAAGAUUAUAGUGGUGUUAUGGUGACCAAUAUGACCACAUCAUGGCGUAAUGGCCUGGCAUUUGCUGCAAUCAUACAUCAUUUUCGUCCGGAUUUGAUUGAUUUUGAUUCAUUACAGCCAUCUGAUAUUACUGGAAAUUGUAAAAAAGUAUUCGACGCAGCCUCAAAAUUGGGCAUACCAAAAUUAAUAGAUCCAAACGAUAUGAUCGUUUUGAAUGUACCAGACAAAUUAUCUGUGAUGACCUAUCUUUAUCAACUACGAUCAUAUUUUACAGGAAAAUCAAUGAUCGGUUCAGCAAAUACCAUUUCAGAUUCUAAUUCAACUAUUACCGAUGACGAAACAUUAUCAAGCAAUGAUGAUCAAAAUAAUCGUAGUAUUGAUAAUGUGAAAACCAAAUGUUUAAAUUUGUUCAAUCGAUUUGACGAAUUGGAUAAUUCAACGAUGAAUUUAAAUCAACAACAGUACUGGCAACAGCAGCUGCAAACGACAACCAGUAUAAAAUCAUUAGAAAAUGAAAAUAAAGUAUUGAUGACCAGAAAACAGCUUACAAGUCCAUUCGAAUCUGAUUCAGAAGAAGAGGAAAUUGAAAUUAUGAAUCGGACAUCAUCAAGUAAAGAUCAAUCCUCAAAGCUUGAUUGCAAUAACAAAAACAUAAGUGAUAGACAAGAGCAACCGAUACGCAAACCAUUGAAAUAUCGACAACCAUUUUCAACGACGAUGCCUUCAUCACAAUCAACUUUAUCAUUUAAUAAAUAUCAUUCAACUUUCAUAACUGGUGAUAAUGAUAAUCAUCAUAAUGAAAAACCGUCUACCCAUAAUCAUCCUCAUACAACAUUAUCAUCUAAUAAUCAUCCUAUCGAAAUUGCGCCUGGAUUGAUUGAUCUUUCUAGUAGUCAACAUCAAAAUCAUAUAUUACAGCGAACAUUUUCGGUACCAAAUUGUCCAAAUUCAUACAAUUAUUCUACAGAAGCGCUGACACGAAAGCGUACCCGAAUGAGAGAAGAAGAACUUCGAGAUCGUGCCCGUAAAUUGAUUGAAUCUAUACGAUCUCAUUCGAUCAGUUCCCAGCAAUCUGAUCGUAAACUUUCACAGACUUCACAACCAGAUAAUGAACGUCGUAUGGAACAGUUACGAGAACGUGCUCGUCGUUUAAUUGCUAACGCUCGACAAGGAAUGAUCGAUGCAACCAGUUUAGAAUCUUCAUUAUCAAGCUCAACAAAUUCCACUAAUAAUGCUACUCCACAAAUGAUGAGCCCUAUUGAAUCCUAUUCAAUUACUCAUCAUGAAAAUGAACAACAGCCAUCAUCACCUUCUCCAAAUGUCAAACAAUUAUCUACAAAUCAAGAUCAAUCAGUAAAAUUGGUUGAAUUUAAUUUCUAUCAAUUUAAAACUUGCGAAACAAAAAAUACUCCAUCAAAAUCUCGACUGAAUUCACAACAACAACAUUCUGAACAACAAAAAUCACAAAAACAAAAAACAGUGUCACAACCAACACAAGUAACAAAAACAAAAAAAUCGGAUAAUUAUAAUGAUUUUCCAACAUCUUUUGAAUCAAUGCAACAAGAAUUGGCUCAUAUUGAUAAAGAACAGAAACGAAUCGAUCGUGAAGCAUUGAUUUUGGAAAAACGUUUAAGAAAACUUAUGGAAACUGGUGGCAAUCCACGAUUGGAAGAAAAAUUAUUUCAAAAUUGGUUCGUUUUGGUUAAUAAACGUAAUGCAAUCAUACGUCGACAAAUGCAGCUUAAUAUUUUGGAAAAAGAAGCUGACAUGAAUCGUCGAUACGAUGAAUUGAAAACUGAAUUACAUAACCUAAUGCUUAUUGAAGAUUUUCAAAAAACGGAUGAACAACGAACACGCGAAAAACAGCUUCUCGAUGAACUUGUUAAAAUUGUUGACAAACGAAAUGAAUUGGUUCAACAUUUGGAUAAUCAAGAAAAAGCAAUCGAAGAAGAUGAAUUGGUGGAAAAUCAAACACAACAAUCCAUACCACUUAUCGAUCCUACAGCCGAUAAAAAUUGUGUUAUACAAUGAAACAAAUGAAUGGACAAA
Molecule: messenger RNA, 3667 nt
Organism: Dermatophagoides pteronyssinus (European house dust mite)
Lineage: Eukaryota; Metazoa; Arthropoda; Arachnida; Sarcoptiformes; Pyroglyphidae
Gene: Ehbp1
Product: Eps15 homology domain containing protein-binding protein 1
Molecular function (GO): protein binding
Source: RefSeq, a predicted model, not a curated record